AUGGAAAUUGACAUACCUUCAAGAGAUGAUCAGUUUGCUAUGCCUGAAAAUUAUUUACAUAUAUGGCCACGUCAUAAAUUUGUUAUUAUUGCUUCACCCAAUCAAGAUAAAUCGUUCAAUGCUACACUUAUUUUACCGAUGUCUAUUUUUAAUAGUCUAUCGAAAUCCGAAGAAAUUUUACAAUUCUUUCAACAAUAUUUUCCUGAUGUUCUAUCAUUUGUCGGAUCAGAUAAUAUUAUCAAGACACUUCUUUCUUCGAAACCACGUUCUCUAAUCACUAUUAAAUGUUCAACAUAUGUGUCAUCAACUGGUGACAUGCUUCUAAUGGGUGAUGCAGCUCAUUCGAUAGCUCCAUUCUAUGCUCAAGGAAUGAAUGCAGCAUUUGAAGAUUGUCUUGUCUUAUUCGAAACAUUAAAACAAACAAAUUUUGAUAUUCAAAAAGCGUUUAUUGCUUACAAGUGA
Rotaria sp. Silwood1 is the source of this 462-nucleotide messenger RNA. The record is from the annotation of a GenBank genome assembly. NCBI's taxonomy places the organism in Eukaryota, Metazoa, Rotifera, Eurotatoria, Philodinida, Philodinidae.